ACCCCAUCCCAAAGGAAAGAGCUAAAACGGAAAAUGAGUCCAUGCUAACGCCGUCAAAUCUCCUGCAUAAUUUUUUGAAAAUUCCCACUACCCCGCUCUGCUCUCUCUUAACGGCCUUUUUUUUUUUUUGGCGAACUCUCUCGUUUUUCUAUUUUUGCUCUCUCCCUUUCAUAAUCUUCUGAUGGUGAAUCUAUAAGCACAAAAUCAGAAAAAAAUAUGGCAAUGGAGACGGUCUACGAAGAGUUAGAUGAAGUAAAAGUUGAGAACGAGAAGCUAAAGGCAGAUUUGAAAAGCAAAUCCGAGUUAUGUGAACAUUUGAAGAAAAUCCAGAAUGAGCUGUUAACAAAUAUCCAAGAAGCGAGUUCAAAAAUUGGGAAGCAGGCGGAACGAAUUCUCGAAAAAGAAGAAGAAAUCUCGGUGGCGAAGCGAGCGAUUGAAGAUCUUAAACACAGUCUGUAUGACAAAGAAAUGAUUGUCAAGCAUUUGAAUGGUGCAAAUAAUAAGCUAAGAGUUGAGCGCGAUGAGAAGAAUCAGAAAUGGGAGCAGGAAAAUGGACUGAUGGUAUUAGCUUUAGAUGAAGCAAAUGAGAAGAAUGUAGAUCUAGAGAAGACAAUUAAUGUGCUAAGGGCAGAGAUUAAAGGUAUAAAAGCUCACCUCUCGGUGUCACAGAAUAAGUGUUUGGAAGCAAUGAAAAAGGCCGAAAACACGAAGGAGAUGAGAGAAAGAGAUGAUUUGUUGGAUGAGGUAGAAAAAGGCAGGAGGAAGGUUGAAGAUGAGUUAAAAUGGAAGAAGGAACAGUUCAAAUACCUAGAAGAAGCUCAUGAAAAGCUUUUAGACCAGUUCAAGGUGAGUAAGCUUGAGUGGGAGCAAGAAAAAUCUGCAUUGCUUGAUGAGGUUUCUUUGCUGAAAACAAGAUUGGAUUCUCAGAUCUGGCUUACGGAAGAUCUUGAAAACCGUUUGAAAAUGUGCAACCAAGUUUUGGCUCAUGAAGAAACUCGAAGAAAGUACCUGGAAGCUGAAAUUUCAGAGCUCAAAAUGCGGUUUGGAAAUAUUUUUUCUGAAUUCCAGGACGCAAAGUCACGAUUAGACUGCUUGAAUUUGCAAAGGGAAAACGAAGUUGCGACUCAGAGACAUUUAUUGGGAACCAAGGAAUCGUUAAUGGAAGAAAAUUUUAAUAGCUCAUUGAAUUCCUUUUCCUCAGAGCUAGAAAUUGAAGAGAAAAAAAUUAAUGAUUGAGGAGUUGGAGGAUGACAUUCCUAGUAUCCAGGAGAAACUGUUAUUGCAAGAAAAGUCCCUCUCUGGUUGUAACAAGCUAGUAUUGACUGUUGAAGCUGAACUUAAAGCAAAGAAUAUAGAAAUGAAGAAUUUAAUUGAUCAGAUGGAGGCGAGGCUGAGAAAAUCAGAGGAUUUGGUUAAUGAUCUCAAGAGUGAAAAGACGAAUUUGCUUGAAGAUAUCAUGAAGUUGUCAAUGGAUAGGGAAAUUUUGAUUAGAUUCGUUGGGGGCAUAGGUGACAGGAUCACUGAGUUAUUCAGGGGAGAAGCACAGCUAAUGGGAUUCUUGGAAAGGAUAGUGCAGGCUUUUGACAAUAACCAUUCAGAUUUUAAAGGCAGUGAUGAACUCUUUGACUCACUAAAAGCGAACAAGACUAGUCUUCUUCUUUCAUUAGAAGAAGAAGAGCACAAAACAAGAGAAGUAGAAGCAGUUAGCUGUGCAAAUCAGAAUAUACAGGAGAAACUGCUAUCACAAGAAAAGUUCCUGUCUGAUUCAAAACAUCUAGCAUUGAUUGUUGAAGAUGAAAUGGAAGCAAAGCAACUGGAAAUGAAGAACUUGAUUGCUUUGAUUGAUGAGUUUAAGAGUGAAAAGAUAAAUAUGCUUGAAGACAUCAUGAAGUUGACAACGGAUAGGGAAAUUUUACAUUGAGGGUCUAUGCGAUAGGAUCAGCAAGUUCUCCGCUGAAGAUGCAGAGAUGGUGAGACUCUUGGGAAGGAUAGUGCAUUCACUUGACAGUGACGAACUCUUUGAUUCUCUAAAAGAGAACAAGAAUAGUCUUCUUUUUUCUCCAGCAACCAAUAAACAACAUUUGGUUAUUGAAGAAAGAUCACCAUUAACACAGCUCAACUAACUGCAGCUUAAGUAAGAAGGUAUUGGUUUUCUUUUCCAUUUCUUCCUAUUCGCUAUGUUUUCUGGAACAAUCCACUUGUGACAGAUUCAUGCAUGAAUUAUUAUAGCAUUUGUACAAGACUAACAAUUUACCACA
Messenger RNA from Gossypium arboreum, 2258 nucleotides. RefSeq lists its product as uncharacterized. Lineage: Eukaryota; Viridiplantae; Streptophyta; Magnoliopsida; Malvales; Malvaceae. The coding region runs from base 217 to 1236 and encodes 339 amino acids. The transcript has 2 exons. The record is from RefSeq and is a predicted model, not a curated record.